CAGCGAACGAAAUAACCUUCGUUGCGUACUUUUACUUUACUUCAUCUGUCAACUGCCAAUCGAGGUUUAUUAUUUUUAAUGAAGAAAUAAAUAUUAAACGGUGAUUAAAGUUUUCAUAUAGUAUAAUGGGAGGUUGCAGAUGUUCUUACAAAAAUUGUCAAAACACAACUAAAACUACCGAAAACGUUCAUUUCUUUCAUUACCCAGUAAAGCACAAGGAACGCUGUAAAGCAUGGAUUGAAAAUGCUAAUAAACCUCACUUUUGCGAUUUGGAGGAAGAUCAAUUGAGAAACAAAGUUAUUUGCGAACAUCAUUUUGAAGAUAAAUGGUUUCCAAAUAGUCAAAAAAAGCGUUUGCUUCAGGGGGCUAUACCGACACUCGAUGGAGAUUGUGGUGGUGAAGAAGAAUCAUUAGAAACUGAAAUGUUUAUAUCUAAUGGUUUACAAGAAAUCCAGAUACUACCAGCUAGUUCAGAUGGGUCACUUUUUAUAUUAGAUACAGACUCUAACAGAUCCCAAAGAGUAGAAUCUUUUGUCUACAAGAAUGGUAUGAUAAUCCCCUCAGUCACAACAGCAAAACCAGAUAUAAAACCUAAAUUACCUGCUAGUGUUUCCAAACCAUCAACUAGCAAGUUAAAUAAUUCCUUGCAGAAUUUUUCUUCUCCCUUAUUCACAUCACAUGAUUAUGACUUAGAUCCUUUAGAAUUUAAAGUUAAUGUGAAAAAAGAAACACCAGAUGUAGAACCACACAGUGCAAAAAAUUCAGACAAAUAUGAACAUGAAUUUGACAAUACUUCAAUUCCAAAUGAAACUUAUUUAGAAAAUAGUUUAGGCAGAAAAAGUAUGGCUCCUUCAACAGUUGUUAAGAAUCCUGUCAUUAUUAGACAACAACAAUCUUCUAAAAAAGCAAAUUUGGCUAGGAAUUACUUAAGGAAAAUUAAGCAACACAGCAGAGACAUAGCUUGCAUCAAAAAAAUGUUAAGGCAGAAAGCAAUGUCUGAGAGUAAACCAGAUCCUGAAACAAUUCUUACUUGUUUAAAAGGAGAUGUUCCCUCUACUCUUUUUACUGUCCUCAACUUAAAUUUAAAUAAUAACUAUGAGCUGACUGAAGAAGAUGAAGAUUUUUUCACAACUAUUCAUAAAAUAUCUCCAGAAGUCUACCAGUUACUAGUAGACAAAUAUAAGUGGAAUUUACCAUGUAUAGAUGCACCCAUGGAAUAAUUAUGUAUUAUACUUCCACAAUAUACUUUAGAAUUAUAACAUUAUACUGACAUAUUAUGUUUAAACUCUGUAUCUUGAAUAAAUUAUUUUAAUUAUGUA
Messenger RNA from Psylliodes chrysocephalus, 1319 nucleotides. The record is from the annotation of a GenBank genome assembly. Lineage: Eukaryota; Metazoa; Arthropoda; Insecta; Coleoptera; Chrysomelidae.